AUGUCCACCCCGCACAAUCAUCCUCACAACCGACCCCAGCGUCAGCAACCACCACUUUCAUCACCCUUCGUCUCUCAAACCGACCUUCGGCCCCCUCGUACUGCACCUCUGAUUCAUCAGAAUCCCGCCUACAACCGCUAUCCAGACGACCGGGAAUCGAAUCUCGAGAAGGAUGAGGGAUCCUACUCACCCCCUCAUCUCGAUCCCUCUGAACCGAUCCUACAUCCAACCUCUCGAGAUAACCUCAAAUCAGGCGUUCGUUUCGGAGUGGCUCAGUCGAGUUAUGACUCUCAUCCUCACCUCGCCCCCCCUCAACACGGCAACCCUGUUAUGCACCGCAAGAAGUCACUCGUCCGACCAGAUCGUGCUCCUAUUGACCCUACUCAUCGUCUCUAUAACUAUCGUAAUCACGCAGCCGCCAUGGAAGCAGAUGAACGCGGUCGAGUCGAGGUGAGCCAUACCGGGGCUACGGCAUUCGAUGGAUCCGCCGCCCUAGCUCAACAACCAUUUGACCCUCAUGCGCAUCCGCUCGAAGAACACUCUCCAAACUCAAAUUCACCGGGUCCUAUGAACACAACCCACAGUCGUGCUGGUCUCAUGGCUGCCCUCGGCCGUCCAGCUCCUCCGUCCGGUUAUGCUGGUCUUGUUGGCGAAGCGGGAGGCGCUCGCACGGCUGCUACUGGUGGCUUAAGACGCGGUCAGAGUAUCCUGGCUCGUCGCCCUGGUGAAGCUGAAGAAUCGGGCUUAGCAAUUCUCAAACGAGGAGAAACACUCAGGCGGACUGGAAGAAAGCGUAAAUCAGGUGUCGAUGCAGUUGAAACCAACUCAACCCCAAAACCACCUAUCUCACCUUGGGCAAUUUACUGCAGGGCUGUCACCUGUUGUUUCCCGGCAUUCUUACUCUCCACAUGUGGAAUCAAGUCAGCUGAUCGACUUAGUGCCUGGAGAGAGAAGAUGGGAAUUCUAUUUCUGAUUUUCUUACUCAUGGCUGCAGUUGCCUUUUUGACGUUUGGGUUCACUCAGACGGUCUGUGGUAAACCGCCUCUCCGGUACCAUAGUGGUUCGAUACAACCUGGAAUGAUUAUUUUCCACGGAGAGACAUACGAUUUCGACAAUUUCAAACAUCCCGCGGCCCCAGGAAUUGCCGGUGGUGACAACCCAGCUUACAGUGCCUUCAACGCUGGCGCGAUGGAUGGCAGUUUCCUAUUCCAGCGUGUCAACCAACGUUGUCAAGACAUUAUCACUCCGGCUUCCCGGACCGGCAUUCCUACAGAUGGCUCAGGCAAGCUCUCGUGGUAUUUCCCGUGCAAUCUGUAUGACCAAUACGGUGCUAGUGCAGUCAAUAAAACCGGUUAUGCCGAAGGUCGCUUAUGUCACACUAAGGAUGAUGCUCGUCAAGCCCUCGCCAAAAUGAAGCCUCUCGGACAGGUUUACUAUACCUGGGACGACUUGAAGAACUCGAGUCGGAACUUAGUCGUCUACGAUUCCAUCGUUCUCGAUUUGAAUCUUCUCAAUUGGCUUGAUCGCAGUCAAGUUUCUUAUCCGGACGUUUUUGAUGAUUUGAAGCAGAGCAACAAUCAAUUCUCAGGUCAAGACAUCACCAUGCAACUCUUGCGGGCUGGAGGGCAGCAACUUGGUGGCUGUCUGACUGACAUCAUUCAAGUGGGCUACAUCGACACCAAUACCUUGGGCUGUGUAGCUUCUACAGUAGUGCUCUAUGCAUCCUUAGUCGUCAUCAUCGGGGUUGUACUGAUCAAGUGGGCGAUGGCAGUAUGGUUCGCCUGGUUUUUCGGAUGGCGUCUAGGGUCGUUCGGAAAGGAGACUGCUGAACAAAGAGCUCAGCGUGCAGCCGCAAUUGAAACAUGGUCCUCCGAUAUCUAUCGUCCGGCGCCCGCCCGAUAUCGCCCGAACGCACGGAAUGCCAAGAAAUCUCUGCUCCCCAAUACCAGUCGGUUUACCGUUAUGGGUAAACCAGGUGGUGUUCCUGGUCUAGGCGUGGCUGGUAGUGGAGCUCGUCCUAUGAGCACGUAUGUUGGUGAAAUGAAUCGCAAAAGCAUGAUGGCCUAUCCAAGCAAGCCUACUGGACUCGCCAUGAAAAACUCUCCUCCGUCAACACCUGGUGGCUUGCUGCCAUCCCAGAGUGCAGCAUCUCUCAAUCAGUUCGUUGGUUCUCAGCGUUCUUCCUUUAUGGUCGGAAAUGCAGGUGGUGGUGGUGGUGGUGGGAGCACGGAAGGCUCCAAUGUCAGUCAACCACCCGGCUGCCCAUUCCCACUUUACAACGUCGUUCCACAGCCGCCCCCGGACUAUGAACCUUUUAACUUUCCUCUCGUUCACACGAUUUGUCUAGUAACCGCGUACUCGGAAUCCGUCGAAGGUCUUCGCACUACGCUUGACUCUCUAGCCACAACUGAUUAUCCGAAUUCUCACAAAUUUAUCCUGGUCAUCGCCGAUGGAAAAGUCAAAGGUUCAGGCAAUGACUUGACCACCCCCGAAAUCUGCCUAUCAAUGAUGAAGGAUCUUAUCGUUAGACCUGAUGAGGUUGAACCCAAGAGCUAUGUGGCAAUUGCCGAUGGUCACAAGCGACAUAACAUGGCCGAAGUCUAUGCUGGUUUCUACUCCUAUGACAAUGAUACGGUUGAAGUGACCAAGCAGCAAAGAGUACCGAUGAUCCUGAUUUCGAAGGUCGGUAACGCGGAUGAACAGCACGAGUCUAAACCCGGGAACCGUGGGAAACGAGACUCUCAAGUCUUACUGAUGAGUUUCCUUCAGAAAGUGAUGUUUGAUGAGAGGAUGACCGAGUUUGAUUACGAAUUCUUCAAUUCCAUUUGGAGAGUUACUGGUGUCAGCCCAGAUCAUUAUGAAAUCUGCUUGAUGGUAGAUGCCGAUACCAAAGUUUUUCCCGAUGCUGUAUCUCGCAUGGCAGCAUGCAUGGUAAGGGAUUCGGAAAUCAUGGGUCUGUGUGGGGAGACGAAGAUCGCCAACAAGAGUGACAGUUGGGUGACGAUGAUUCAAGUCUUUGAAUAUUACAUCUCACAUCAUCUGCAGAAAUCGUUCGAAUCCAUGUUUGGAGGUGUGACCUGUCUGCCCGGAUGUUUCUCGAUGUAUCGGAUCAAAGCACCCAAGGGCGGCGAGGGGUACUGGGUGCCGAUCCUGGCCAAUCCUGACAUCGUCGAACAUUACUCUGAAAACGUUGUGGACACCCUACACGCCAAAAAUCUUUUACUACUCGGAGAAGAUCGGUUUUUGACAACUCUGAUGUUGAAAACGUUUCCCAAGCGCAAGAUGAUGUUUUGUCCGCAGGCGGUAUGCAAAACCAUAGUACCUGACACCUUUCGAGUACUUCUCUCACAGCGUCGAAGAUGGAUUAACUCGACGAUACACAAUCUAUUUGAGCUCUUGUUUGUUCGAGAUCUGUGCGGGACGUUCUGUUUUUCGAUGCAAUUUGUUAUUGGAAUGGAAUUGGUUGGAACACUCGUCUUGCCCGCCGCCAUCUCAUUCACGGGCUACAUCAUCAUCCUGACAAUCAUACCUGGAACGGAAAAACCGAUAAUCUCACUGAUCUUACUGGCAUUCAUUCUUGGAUUACCUGGUCUGUUGAUUGUCAUCACUCUCUCGGCGGAUUGCAUACGUCGGAUGGAUGCUGGUAUAUCUCCUGUCACUUCCGAUCUGGGAAUGCCGUGCUGCCAACCUACGCUUAUUUCCACAUGGACGACUUCACGUGGGGUGAGACCCGGAAGAUAG
This is a messenger RNA of Puccinia graminis f. sp. tritici CRL 75-36-700-3, 3741 nucleotides long. Its product is annotated as chitin synthase. Gene Ontology annotation, molecular function: chitin synthase activity. NCBI's taxonomy places the organism in Eukaryota, Fungi, Basidiomycota, Pucciniomycetes, Pucciniales, Pucciniaceae. The transcript is spliced from 7 exons. Gene Ontology annotation, cellular component: cell periphery; cell septum. Bases 1 to 3741 code for a protein of 1246 amino acids. The record is from RefSeq and is a predicted model, not a curated record.